AUGGCUGCCAUGAGCUUACUGCAGCGGGCUUCGGUCACGGCAUUGGCGGCUCUAUCGGGCCGCCACCUGGGAACCCGACUCGGACUCGGAGGGCUCCUCACUCGUGGCUUUCCGAAGACUGCCGCUCCUGUUCGACACAGUGGAAACCAUGGGAAAAGACUAUUUGUCAUCAAACCUUCUGGAUUCUAUGACAGGCGUUUUUUAAAUUUACUAAAAUUCUACAUUUUGUUGACUGGGAUUCCAGUAGCAAUUGGCAUAACUCUGAUAAAUGUAUUCAUUGGUGAAGCUGAAUUAGCAGAAAUUCCAGAAGGCUAUAUCCCUGAACAUUGGGAAUAUUACAAGCAUCCUAUCUCAAGAUGGAUUGCCCGUACUUUCUAUGACUGUCCUGAAAAGAAUUAUGAAAAAACAAUGGCUGUCCUUGAAAUUGAAGCUGAAAAGGCUGAGCUACGGUUGAAGGAGCUAGAAGUACGAGCAUUAAUGCGUGCGAGAGGUGACGGACCCUGGUAUCAGUAUACAACUGUUGAUAAGGCACUUAUUAAUCAUUCUCCAAAAGCAACUCCCGACAACUAA
Molecule: messenger RNA, 570 nt
Organism: Elephantulus edwardii (Cape elephant shrew)
Lineage: Eukaryota; Metazoa; Chordata; Mammalia; Macroscelidea; Macroscelididae
Gene: NDUFB5
Product: NADH dehydrogenase (ubiquinone) 1 beta subcomplex, 5, 16kDa
Exons: 6
Coding region: 1-570 (189 amino acids)
Source: RefSeq, a predicted model, not a curated record